This is a messenger RNA of Phaethon lepturus (White-tailed tropicbird), 2520 nucleotides long. It is a transcript of the gene TAS1R3, whose product is annotated as taste receptor type 1 member 3. The coding region runs from base 1 to 2520 and encodes 839 amino acids. The transcript has 7 exons. The record is from RefSeq and is a predicted model, not a curated record. Gene Ontology annotation, cellular component: membrane. Gene Ontology annotation, biological process: sensory perception of umami taste; sensory perception of sweet taste; G protein-coupled receptor signaling pathway. Gene Ontology annotation, molecular function: G protein-coupled receptor activity; sweet taste receptor activity. Lineage: Eukaryota; Metazoa; Chordata; Aves; Phaethontiformes; Phaethontidae.
AUGGUCCCUGACCUGCUGCUGUGCUUGAGCUUUGGUUAUGCAGCAGCCCUCAAAACCACAUGCCUAUCAGCUCAGUUUAGAAGACCCGGUGAUUAUAUCAUAGGAGGCUUGUUCCCUUUUGGAAUGGACACCGUAAACCUGACGGCACGAUCAGAGCCCACGUUAGUUGUGUGUGAAAGGGUAUUUGUGGAUGGACUAAUAUGGGCUCUUGGGAUGAAGUUCGCUAUUGAUCAGAUCAACAAUUCCACUUCACUUCUCCCGGGAGUAAAGCUGGGCUAUGACAUGUAUGACACCUGCUUUGAGCCAGUGGCAGCCUUACAGCCCAGCUUGCUAUUUCUGACCCAAAAUGGCACAAGGGGCAUUGGAGUACUGUGCAACUACACCGACUAUCAGCCUCGUGUGACUGCUGUGAUUGGACCACAUAAGUCAGAUCUCUGCCUGGUAACGGCCAAACUAUUCAGCUUCUUCUUGAUUCCACAGGUCAGCUAUGGAGCCAGCAGUGAGAAGCUCAGCAACACAGAGUUGUAUCCAUCCUUCUACCGUACUGUUCCCAGUGAUAAGAACUUGGUGGAAGCUGUGGUCCUGCUGCUGAAAAAGUUUAAAUGGAACUGGAUUGCCACCAUUGGAAGUGAUGAUGAAUAUGGCAGAGGAGCACAAGGGCUCUUCUUAAGUAUAGCUGGAAAUCACAGCAUCUGCAUUGCGUUCGAGGGGCUAAUUCCUACAGACCUUGCAGACCCUGAAGCCCAAAACCAACUGGAAGAUACUAUUAGGUUAAUUAACAUGACCAAUGUCAACAUCAUUGUCCUUUUUGCCUCUAGUCAGCCAGCCCAGGCCCUGCUGGAACACAGCAUCAGGAUGGGACUGAGCAAGAAAGUCUGGAUUGGCACCGAAGCCUGGAUGUUGUCCGACUUAAUUGCCUCCAUCCCAAAUAUUCAGACCAUUGGGACAGUCUUAGGCUUUAUUAUGAAAACAGGCAGAGUCCCUGGCUUCCAAAAAUACGUUCAGGAUAGAUUUUGCCAGGAGUCUAGAGAAUUCAACCACCUCAUGAACUCUGUCAUGCUGGACACACAUUGCAAACAGUGUGACCACAUCUCGCUGCAUGACGUCUCAUCCAUGCUAAGCCACUCACAAAUACAACCAGUGUACGUUGCAGUCUACAGCGUGGCUUAUGCAUUGCACAGAGCGCUGGGGUGCACCCACCAAGCGUGUCCCAAAGCGUCCAUCAGAUCUUGGCAACUGCUGCACUUCAUGAAUACCCUCCCAUUCAAGGUGAAUGGCCAAAGUUUCAGGUUUGAUCAAUCCCAUGGCACAAACACUGGCUACAAGCUUAUAUUCUGGUCCUGGAAAAACGGCACCCUUACAUAUCUGCCUGUAGGUGACUAUGAAGAGUCCUUGUACAUCAACAAGUCCCAGAUCCAGUUUCACACUGCAUAUCAAAAGGAGCCCACAUCAGAGUGCUUCAGACAUUGUAAACCAGGACAAUUCAGACAAAUAAAAGGAUUCCACCUCUGCUGCUAUGACUGUACAGAUUGUCCAGAAAACACCUUCUGGAGCACUAAAGACAGCUCCACCUGCACUCCCUGCCAAGAGCAUCAGUGGUCCCCUGUCCAGAGCACACAAUGUUAUGUCCGGAGCGAGAGAUACCUGUUUUGGAACGAGCCACUCACCAUCGCCUUGCUAGUGCUGAUGUCCAUCACCAUAUCCCUGACUUGUUUGACAGCAGUGCUCUUUUUAAAGAACCUUGAGACUCCCCUUGUGCAGGCUUCCGGAGGCAAACUAAACCUCUUUGCCUUGUUCACACUCAUGCUGAUGUGUCUCAGCUGCUGUCUCUAUAUAGGGAAGCCCAGUAACAACCUUUGUAUGAUCCAGCAGAUAGCCUAUGCCCUGUGCCUCAAUGGUUGUUUCUCUACCUUCUUCAUCAAGUCCCUUGAGAUCACCCUGGUGACAGAGUUCCCUCAUUGUGCCGCCACCUUCUUGUACUGGGUGACCCAGCGGAGGGCCUGGCUCCUUGUUGCCUUGUGCCUCCUCACCGAGUGCUUGUUCUGUUUCUGCUAUGUUCACUUGGGCCCUGACUAUCUGGUGCCUGAUUACAAGUCACUGCCCACUGAAGUUCUGCUUGUGUGUAACACAAAGUCCUGGUUUGCCUUUGGUCUGAUGCAUGGUUACAAUGGCUGCUUAGCCUUUGUCUGCUUCCUGUGCACAUUCAUGGUACAAACUCCUGGUAAGAAGUACAAUAUUGCCAGGGGGAUCACAUUUGCCAUCCUAACCUAUUUCAUCACCUGGAUCUUCUUCAUUGCUGUUUUUGCCACGCUAAAGACAGUCCUCAGAUCUGUUACUCAGAUUGGGACCAUUUUGACAACCAGUCUGGGUAUCUUGGUGACCUACUAUAUCCCUAAAUGCUACAUCAUCUUGCUUAAGCCUGAUCUGAACACAGUGGAUUAUUUCCAAAAUUCCAUCAAAGAGGAGCCAGAGGAGGACUCAAACAAUAAACCAGAUCCAUCGUCACCUGCUCCUCAAUAG